Rotaria socialis is the source of this 1041-nucleotide messenger RNA. The record is from the annotation of a GenBank genome assembly. NCBI's taxonomy places the organism in Eukaryota, Metazoa, Rotifera, Eurotatoria, Philodinida, Philodinidae.
AUGGCGACAGCAGCGGAGUCAAAUUUAUGUUCAGUGUGUACUAAGCCUUUGGGUAAAUACUUUUGCACUGGAUGUAAAAAAUAUUUUUGUCCAAAAGAUUUCAAAGAACAUGAACAACAAUUGUCAAUCAAAUUUGAUAAUGAAGUCGUGAGAUCUCAUGAUGAACUUCUUGUUCAAAUACAAAAAUUAGAAAAAGCAAAUCAUUUUUCAUCGGAUCUUUUCAUUCAAAUUGAACAAUGGAAAAAAACAACAAUCAAUAAAGUAGAAAAAGCAGCAGAAAGAGCUCGUCAUGAACUCGGUGAAUUAAUCGAUAAACAAAGAAUGACAAUAACAAAACAACUAGAACCAAUAGCAAAAGAAAUUCGUAGUCGCCGAGAAGAAGAGUGUUUUGUUGAAAAUGAUAUUGAUCGACUCAGAAAAAAAAUCGGUGACAUUCAACGAACAGUUGAACAGUUGAAUCGAAAAGAUACGACUAAAUCUAUCAUUUUUGACAAUGAUCAAAUCGAUUGGAAUCGAAUCAUUUAUAUCCGAGACGAACAACAAUAUAGUGACAACACUUUUGGCUCAAUCCACGGUUCUCUUAAUCUCAGCGACAACAAACGCGUCGUCACAAAGACCGGAAACGACGAACAUGCAACAUGUCGAUGUACGAGUCUUUUCGAUUGUGGCACUCACACACUUCGAUUCGCGCUUGAACAGCAUGGUGCAUCUCUGUUUUUCUUUUUUGGUGUCCUGUCCUCAACGGCUCCUCAGACAGCACCGUAUCAAACCGCCAAAUCAGUGUAUGGGUGGCAAGUGUGGACGCAAAAUGGAGUGGUGUUAGAUGGUUCAACUCAAAAGGGUUUCGGUGGUUAUACUUGCAAGUAUCAAAAAGGCGAUAUUAUCAGCUGUGUGAUCGAUUGUGACAAACGCAAGAUUCGACACACGAACGAGCGAACGAAAAAUACAUUUGAACUCGAUGUGGAUGUGGGCAAAUGUGCGUUGCCCUGGCAGUUACUUUUUGAGUUAUACUACCCUAAUGACUGUGUUCGUCUCUUGUAA